Molecule: messenger RNA, 1662 nt
Organism: Fulvia fulva
Lineage: Eukaryota; Fungi; Ascomycota; Dothideomycetes; Mycosphaerellales; Mycosphaerellaceae
Product: putative mannosyl-oligosaccharide alpha-1,2-mannosidase 1B
Exons: 2
Coding region: 1-1662 (553 amino acids)
Biological process (GO): carbohydrate metabolic process; N-glycan processing
Cellular component (GO): endoplasmic reticulum; Golgi membrane
Molecular function (GO): mannosyl-oligosaccharide 1,2-alpha-mannosidase activity; calcium ion binding
Source: RefSeq, a predicted model, not a curated record
AUGCGUACAUCAGGCCUAUCUCUGGCUGUAGCAUUCGGCCUGCAAGCAGUAACGAUAUCUGCUCAAGACGACCUCAAGACGAACACCAACGGUCUCGCGUACCCUAAGCAGCGAGGCUUGGAUUACGACUACACCAGCUUUCCGCAAGAUCAGCAAGAGCGAGCAGAUGCCGUGAUAGAGCAGUUCAGGUUCGCUUGGGAUGGAUACUACCAAUACGCCUACCCACACGACAGCCUCCAUCCGAAGGACAACACCUACCGCGAUGACCGCAAUGGAUGGGGCUUGACGAUGGUGGACGGGCUGGACACGGCUAUCAUCAUGGAGCAGCAAGAUAUCGUGGACAUUAUACUCAACUUCAUUCCUACUAUUGACUUUACCAAGACCAACGCCGAACUGAACGAAGUCUUUCCUGCUGCGACACCGUUGUACACCAGCGUGUUCGAGACGACCAUUCGAUACCUUGGUGGCCUCUUGGGGGCCUACGAUCUGCUGACGGGGCCUUUCAAACACAUGGUGAAGGAUGACAGCCAAGUCGAUGCACUUCUAUCACAAGCCGUCUCUCUUGCAGACACGCUGAAGUUCGCCUUCGACACGGCAAGUGGCCUUCCUAUCAAUAAUGUCUUUGUCGACAACCAGACUUUCACGAACUAUGAUGUCGGCGAGGAUGGCAUCCAGUAUACAGGCCUUGCAGUUCUCGGCACUCUUGUCUUGGAGUGGCAGCACCUUUCUGAUCUCACUGGCGAUCCAACGUACGGCGCACUUGCUCAAAAGGCAGAAUCGUACUGGUUUGAAGCAGAUGAGGUUUGGCCCGGUCUCACGGGAGGCCUUUUCAGCGUUGCUAAUGGCUCAGUUAUGGACGACUAUGGUGGCUGGACUUCCGGCAACGAUAGUGCCUAUGAGUACCUGAUCAAGAUGUACGCAUACGACCCCGAACGCUACGGCAACUACAGUGAGCGCUGGCAAGCCGCCGCAGACUCUACCAUCAAGCACCUCAUGAGCAGCCCAAAUUCUCGUCCAGAUCUCACCAUGGCAGGCACGUUCGCUGGGAGAACUGUCCAAAACUCCAGCCAACAGCUUGCUUGCUUCAUUGGUGGUAACUUUUUGCUAGGCAGCACCAUCUACGACAGAGACGACUACCUCGAUGCUGGCCUGAAGUUCAGCGAGUUCUGCGCAAAUGGCUAUAGAUACACCCCUUCAGGCAUAGGUCCAGUGCUCUAUAGCUGGAACGAGACAGUCCUGGCGGGCGCCAACUAUAUCAAUCAGACUGACCAAUACGAGCGCGCCGGCUGGUUCAUCGACGAGAACCUAGCCUACGGUGGUGGCCAGACUCCCGAAGCUAUCGAGAGCUGGUACUACGCCUAUCAGACAACGGGUGACCAAUACUGGCGCGACGUCGCCUGGGCGUACACAGUCGCGCAGAACCGGACGUCUCGUGUCGGAUCUGGCUUCGCCAGUGUCAGGAACAUCUACAAGGCCGACGGUGGAGGUACAGGCAACUACAUGGCGAGCUUCAUGCUGGCAGAGACUUUGAAAUAUCAGUUCAUGAUUCAGAGCCCGAAGGAUGGAGAAUGGAACGUGCAGCAUGGAAAGGAAAACAAGAACACCUUCGUGUACAACACCGAGGCGCACCCGUUCAAGGUGGCGACCAAGCGGCCGGUGUAG